Aspergillus ruber CBS 135680 is the source of this 2822-nucleotide messenger RNA. RefSeq lists its product as uncharacterized. NCBI's taxonomy places the organism in Eukaryota, Fungi, Ascomycota, Eurotiomycetes, Eurotiales, Aspergillaceae. The record is from RefSeq and is a predicted model, not a curated record. Bases 228 to 2792 code for a protein of 854 amino acids. The transcript has 2 exons.
CCCGACUCUCAAAAUCAGUCCUAGUUCUCUGUACUGGGAAUUGAUUGUUAAAUUUCAUUGAUCGUGCUGUUAAUCACGUUCUCUCCAUUCAUUAGAACGGACGUGUUUGCAUUCUCGAGAUUCGACUCUGCUACCACCGUUUUGUACUGCUGAGUAGAGCGUGUCAUUAUAUAUCUACUUGAAGAAAAUCCCUUCCCCCUCUCUCUUCUUUUUAUUCUCGCAUCACUAUGGCGCCCGUCGCCCAAAGUGAUAUUGAUGCGGAGAGUCGUACUUCGGGCCAGGACUCUCCCCUGCGCCGACAAUUCUCCGAGCCAUUGCAUGCACCGUCAACAUCAACACCCACUGCUCAGUCCCCCGCGCCUGUCGCGUCUAAGAAUAAAUGUCCGGACUGUGGUGAAUUUUUCGAGAUAUUAAAUGAGGGCAAUGGUCUCAAAGAGCACAUUGCUACUGUGCACCCGCAAAUCGCCAGGACAUCGGAAGCUCAUGAUGAUGCGGAUGAAGAAAUGGCAGGUGCAGACGAAAAUGUUGAUGAUGAACCCAUUGAUGAGGACGACGACGAGCAACUGCAAGAUUUAGACGAAGAUGACGAUGUUGCUAAUGGCGACGAAGCAAUUGAAGCUGACGACGCUAUGGUCGAAGAUCUCAAUGAGCCCAGCGAAGAGACCGGCGGAGACGUUGACGUGGAUGACCACGGCCCUCUCCCAGAAGUCACGACCGCGACCGGCUCUGAGGCAGAGUUCGGGGCAGAAGAAAACAUCCCUCGAGGCCAACACGAAUUUCUGUCAGCGGAAAUGCGCCUUUUAAAUCGCUGGGAUAUCAAUGAUGCUCGCAGCUUUUCCCGAAACUAUGAUAGCACCACAGCCGAAUUGGAGCAGGACUGGGAAUAUGUAUUCAAAGAGACUAAAGCUUCCAAGAAACGCAAUUCGUUGCAAUUACCCGAACGCCCGGACCCGUACAAGAAAGCGCGGGUUGAUCGAGGUAAAUUCCUUGAACUCACCCCGAUUGAGGAGUUCCUGGUCGAUCUGCGUGACCCGGAAACGCGCUCGCCGGAGGAGCUCUACGCCAUCACCGCAAACGUUGCGCGCGUUCUUGCGACAUGGCAAGACGAGUACUUUGCUGUGGAUCGACUAUACAAACUGUCUACAGGACAGUACGAGAAAUUGGCUCCUGAUCCGCGGAAGAAGGUCGAGGACCCCGUUGUCACGGCUGCUAAAAAAGAAGCAACACUCUACCAAUACAAGUAUGAUGCCAGCAAACAUAAGAAAGGCUUGGACCAAGAUCCCUGGAUUCAAGGUGGUUUCCGGCCAACCCCGACUCAGGCGCGGAAGGCCAUGAAGACUGCCAAGUUUGAGCCAGGCACCACGCCAAACAUCGAUGGAUGGCGUACUCUUCGCAAGUUCGGCACUGAAUACGUUCCCAAGUACCAGGAUCCGCCUCCGGAAGAUAUACCUUCUAAGGCCACACGGACACGCAAGGCGCAAGAAAUGGAAGCGGCCGCGGCCGCUGAUGAGGCAGCCCGUCAAGCUGCCGCUGAAGAAGAGGAGGAGCAACUGCAACUAGCGACGAAACGGCAGACACGUGGGGGGCGUGCUGCAAUGGACGACCAGGAAUACUCAACGCCCACUUCCACAAGGGGCGCUGGUCGUGGUCGUGGACAACGCGGGCAAGGCCGUGGACGUGGACGUGGCCGGGGUGGUGUGAGCGCAGUCUCUGGAGCAUCUUCUGAAACCCCUACUCCCGACGGUCAAGCGCCUACUCGUGGCAGGGGCAGAGGCACUGGUGUUAUGCGCGGGACAAGAGGCAGUAACACUCGGGGUGGUAGAGGUAAAGGCCGAGCGCCCACCACGCCCAUCGGGACACCGCAGCAUGGAUCGCCCAUUGCCACUCCAGCACCUUCCUCUCGCCCGACAUCUCUCGCCCCUGGCCCAUCACAGCUGGCAUUCAUCGAACCCAUGCCGAAUGGUGGUUUUGUGACCAUGCAACCUCCUCAUCCCUUCACAACACCAGAGCUACCGGAUGAACUUGACCCUGCUGAGAUGGAGCGGCGUGACAGAGCUCGAGCCGAGAAAAUUGCCAACUCCAAGAACCCCAGACGCACGGAAGCCAUGCUUAACCACUGGGCCCGGUUUAACCAAGCAGGCCGUAUCCGACAACCCAAGCGAUCCAAGGACGAGAUCGAAGCUGACCGAGUGGCAUCAGCGGUCAAGAAAGCAGAUCAACCCCCAAAGAUUGGCGGCAGGAAGAAGAAGUCACCACCGGUUCCUGGUGUCAAUCCUCCAAUGGCCAAACCGGGUAUUGCUCCCGCCCCGGCACCGUUGCCACCUCCGGGCCCAGCUUCAGGUCCCACACCGGUUCAUGCUCUUCCAGGCCCGCCGCCAGGCCCUCCACCAGGCCCUGGUCCUGCGCCAACAGCAGCACCGCCACCUCUCCCAGCACCGACACCAUCUCAAGCACCACCGCCACCACCAUCACAUGCACAUCCACAGGCACAUCCACCACCCCCGCCAGCUUCAAACCCUGGUUUCCCUCUUCCAGCUCCCGCUGGUCACCCGCUUGGUCCUGGCGGCCCUCUCGCUCCUCAUCCUCCUCGCUACACAACACCAUAUUCGCCAUUUGGACAUAUUGACCCUCGAGGGAUAGCUCACUUCCCAUCAGGUCCUUUUCAACCGCCACCGCCGCAACCACAAUAUCAGACUCCGUAUCCACCAGACAGAUUCUUUAUUCCGUUUGGGAAUGGACCGGGGGCUGGGGUACCGCCGCCGAAUCAUGGGCAUGCAAGACGUCCUGCAUGAGUGAUUUUCACUUGAAAUUAAAAAGAUAAA